AUGCGUGUACAUAUGGACUGUGCUGGAUGUGAGAACAAGAUCAAGAAAGCUCUCCAAAAGGUUAAAGGAGUAGACGACGUAGAUAUAGACAUGGGAAUGCAAAAGGUGACGGUGACAGGAUAUGCUGAUCAAAAGAAAGUGUUGAAAACUGUUAGGAAAACUGGAAGAAGAGCAGAAGUGUGGCAGUUUCCAUAUAAUCCAGAGCUACGAAAUAGUAAUUAUGCUGGGAAUUACAAUUAUCAGCAGAAUUACAGUGGCCCUUCAACUUACUAUGCUUCUCAGCCCUCAUCCUCUUGCUAUAACUACUACAAGCAUGGCUACGAUGAUCAUAAUUACGUCCCUUCGUACAGCGGUGGCAGCCAAGGACGUUCGACAAUUUUUGGAAACCGCACCGGCGAUACUUUCAGUGAUGAGAAUCCUCAUGGGUGUUCCAUAAUGUGA
Fraxinus pennsylvanica is the source of this 441-nucleotide messenger RNA. NCBI's taxonomy places the organism in Eukaryota, Viridiplantae, Streptophyta, Magnoliopsida, Lamiales, Oleaceae. The record is from the annotation of a GenBank genome assembly.